UAGAAGGAGCAUUUCCAUCCAAUGCCAAAGAUUCGUCUGUCUCUUCAUUCUUUGCUUUCAUUAUUAAUCCACGCAUCGCCCCACCAGCGGCACCAACCCAUUCUCCUCUUCUUAAACCCCAUCCCCCUCCACUCUUCAAAAUCCCACACCAAAACUUUCUUUACUCAUAUACCCAGAUGGGUUUUGAUGAUCUUUCUAAUACAGGCCUUCUACUGGGUUUGGGAUUACCGCUUCCCUCCAAUCCCGCUCUUCUUUCUCACAAACCCAAGAAGCCAGUAGAUUUAUUCUCUUUUCCCGCCCCCGAAUCCGAGCCCUCCUUGACUUUGGGCCUUUCCACACCCGAGACUUACCCGGUACCUGCCCCUGAAACGGCUGAUUUAUGUCGUCAACCCUCGCCUCACAGUGCGAUUUCUUCCUUCUCCGGCGGCAGGGUGAAGCGUGAAAGAGAUGUUUCCGGUGAAGAUAUUGAAGAAGAGAAAGCUUGUUCUCGAGUCAGUGAUGAAGACGAAGAUGGUUCUAUUGCUAGAAAAAAGCUUAGGCUAACUAAAGAACAAUCUGCCCUCUUGGAGGACAGCUUCAAACUUCAUAGCACCCUCAACCCUAAGCAAAAGCAGGCCUUAGCCAGAGAGUUAAAUCUCCGGCCUCGACAAGUUGAAGUUUGGUUCCAGAAUAGGAGAGCCAGGACGAAGCUGAAGCAAACAGAGGUAGAUUGCGAGUUUCUAAAGAGAUGCUGCGAAACGCUAACAGACGAAAACAGGAAGCUGCAAAAGGAGCUGCAAGAACUGAAAGCCCUGAAACUAGCGCAGCCCCUGAUCAUGCAAAUGCCGGCGGCGACACUCACCAUGUGCCCCUCCUGCGAGCGAACCGGUGGUGGAGCCACCGCCGUUAACGCCGACGGCAAUUCCAAGAGCCCAUUUUCGAUGGCUCUCAUGCCCCGGUUUGACAAAGCCUUCACCAAGCCUUCUGCUGCUUGCUAAUUAAUGAAACACGAAAAUCCCCAGAAACCCAGGAUUUUUUGGUUGGGGCCUCGUUUAGUUAUCUAGUUGGAUCUAUUAAAAAAAAAAAAAAAAUCCAAUUAAAUUAGUUUAAUUUGUAGAAAGAAAACUAUAGUACUUACUAAUCCAAUUAUUAUGUCUCCUUAUUUGAUUUCAUAUGUUUGUACAUAAAGUAAAUUAAUAUUAUUAAUGAAGAAAUUAUUUCCCUCUCUCCAA
This is a messenger RNA of Cucurbita moschata (crookneck pumpkin), 1211 nucleotides long. Its product is annotated as homeobox-leucine zipper protein HAT22. Bases 177 to 977 code for a protein of 266 amino acids. The transcript has 3 exons. Gene Ontology annotation, molecular function: DNA-binding transcription factor activity, RNA polymerase II-specific; sequence-specific DNA binding. The record is from RefSeq and is a predicted model, not a curated record. Gene Ontology annotation, biological process: regulation of DNA-templated transcription. NCBI's taxonomy places the organism in Eukaryota, Viridiplantae, Streptophyta, Magnoliopsida, Cucurbitales, Cucurbitaceae.